Talpa occidentalis (Iberian mole) is the source of this 7092-nucleotide messenger RNA. It is a transcript of the gene PKN2, whose product is annotated as protein kinase N2. Lineage: Eukaryota; Metazoa; Chordata; Mammalia; Eulipotyphla; Talpidae. Gene Ontology annotation, biological process: protein phosphorylation; signal transduction. Gene Ontology annotation, molecular function: protein serine/threonine kinase activity; ATP binding; small GTPase binding. The transcript is spliced from 22 exons. The record is from RefSeq and is a predicted model, not a curated record. Bases 337 to 3288 code for a protein of 983 amino acids.
GCGGCCGCUGCGCCCCGCACCGGGAGGCUCGAGGCGGCUCCAGGCGUAGCCCAUAGGGAGCGACCGAGCGAGCAGAGUCCGGCGCGGACGGGCGGCGGCGGGCCGGCGGGGAGGGGGAGCCCGCUAGGAGUGUCCUCGCUCCCCGCCGCUUCCAUGAACGGGGUGAAAUAAGCCGCGCCUCCAGCAGGGGCUGCGCCUCCAUGAAUCCCUAGUUGUUGUUUUUUUUUUUUUUUUCCUUUCUCUCCCCGCUCCUCACCCCCCGCCCCGGCUCCCGUCCCGCCUUCUCCCUUCGCCAGCGGCGGCCGCGUCCAGGUGCGGAGUCCAGAGCGGAGCGCAAUGGCGUCUAACCCCGAACGGGGGGAGAUUCUGCUCACGGAGCUGCAGGGAGAGUCCCGAAGUGUUUCAUUUUCUGACAAUGUGAGUGCUGUUCAAAAAUUAGACUUUUCAGAUACAAUGGUGCAACAAAAAUUGGAUGAUAUCAGGGAUCAAAUGAAGAGAGAAAUAAGGAAAGAGCUGAAAAUCAAAGAAGGAGCUGAAAAUCUUAGGAAAGUUACAACAGAUAAAAAAAAUUUGGCUUAUGUGGACAACAUUUUGAAAAAAUCGAAUAAAAAGUUGGAAGAAUUGCAUCACAAGCUACAAGAAUUAAACGCACAUAUUGUUGUAUCAGACCCAGAAGAUGUUACAGAUUGCCCACGGACUCCAGAUACUCCCAGUAGUGACCCUCGUUGUUCCACUAGCAAUAAUAGAUUGAUGGCCUUGCAGAAACAAUUGGAUAUAGAGCAUAAAGUGAAACAAGGUGCAGAGAACAUGAUACAGAUGUACUCAAAUGGGUCUUCAAAGGAUCGGAAACUCCAUAGCACAGCUCAGCAACUGCUCCGGGACAGCAAGACAAAAAUAGAAGUCAUACGAAUGCAGAUUCUUCAGGCAGUCCAAACCAAUGAAUUGGCUUUUGACAAUGCAAAGCCUGUCAUAAGUCCUCUUGAACUUCGGAUGGAAGAAUUAAGGCAUCAUUUUAGGAUAGAGUUUGCAGUAGCAGAAGGUGCAAAGAAUGUAAUGAAAUUACUUGGCUCAGGAAAAGUAACAGACAGAAAAGCACUUUCUGAAGCUCAAGCAAGAUUUAAUGAAUCAAGUCAGAAAUUGGACCUUUUAAAGUAUUCCUUAGAGCAAAGAUUAAAUGAACUUCCUAAGAAUCACCCCAAAAGCAGUAUUAUUAUUGAGGAGCUUUCGCUUGUUGCAUCACCAACACUAAGUCCACGUCAAAGUAUGAUAUCUACACAAAACCAGUAUAGUACACUAUCCAAACCAGCAGCACUAACAGGUACUUUGGAAGUUCGCCUUAUGGGCUGCCAAGAUAUUCUGGAGAAUGUCCCUGGACGGUCAAAAGCUACAUCAGUUGCACUACCUGGUUGGAGUCCGAGUGAAACCAGAUCAUCUUUCAUGAGCAGAACAAGUAAAAGUAAAAGUGGAAGUAGUCGAAAUCUCCUAAAAACCGAUGACUUGUCCAAUGAUGUCUGUGCAGUUUUGAAGCUAGAUAAUACUGUGGUUGGUCAGACUAGCUGGAAACCCAUUUCUAAUCAGUCAUGGGACCAGAAGUUUACACUGGAGCUAGACAGGUCACGUGAACUGGAAAUUUCAGUUUAUUGGCGUGAUUGGCGAUCUCUGUGUGCUGUAAAAUUUCUGAGGUUAGAAGACUUUUUAGAUAACCAGCGGCAUGGCAUGUGUCUCUAUUUGGAACCACAGGGUACCUUAUUUGCAGAGGUUACCUUUUUUAAUCCAGUUAUUGAAAGAAGACCAAAACUCCAAAGGCAAAAGAAAAUUUUUUCAAAACAACAAGGCAAAACAUUUCUCAGAGCUCCUCAAAUGAAUAUUAAUAUUGCCACUUGGGGGAGGCUAGUGAGAAGAGCUAUUCCUACAGUAAAUCAUUCUGGCACUUUUAGCCCUCAGGCUUCAGUGCCUGCUACGGUGCCAGUGGUUGAUGUACGCAUCCCUGAACUUACACCUCCAGCAAGUGAUUCUACAGUAACCAAAUUAGACUUUGAUCUUGAACCUGAACCUCCUCCGGCCCCACCACGUGAUUCUUCUCUUGGAGAAGUAGGUGAAUCUGCUGAAUUAAGAGAUUUGGAUACACCCGGACAGGAUUCAGAAACUGCUUUUGACAUUGAAAAUGACAGAAAUAGUUUACUUCCAAAGUCUCAGUCAGAAUAUGAUUCUGAUAUUCCUCAAUCAGGCCUAAAAUAUAGUGAUAUUCGAGAAAUUGAGGAUAAAAGAUCUCAACAAAUGUUUCAGUUCAAUCUACAAGACUUCAGAUGUUGUGCUGUCUUGGGUAGAGGACAUUUCGGAAAGGUGCUUUUGGCUGAGUAUAAACACACAAAUGAGAUGUUUGCUAUAAAAGCCUUAAAGAAAGGAGACAUUGUUGCUCGAGAUGAAGUAGACAGCCUGAUGUGUGAAAAAAGAAUUUUUGAAACUGUGAAUAGUGUAAGGCAUCCCUUUUUGGUGAACCUUUUUGCGUGUUUCCAAACCAAAGAGCAUGUUUGCUUUGUAAUGGAAUAUGCUGCCGGUGGGGACCUAAUGAUGCACAUUCAUACUGAUGUCUUUUCUGAACCAAGAGCUGUAUUUUAUGCUGCAUGUGUAGUUCUUGGGUUGCAGUAUUUACACGAACACAAAAUUGUUUAUAGGGAUUUGAAAUUGGAUAACUUAUUGCUAGAUACAGAGGGCUUUGUGAAAAUUGCUGAUUUUGGUCUUUGCAAAGAAGGAAUGGGAUAUGGAGAUAGAACAAGCACAUUUUGUGGCACUCCUGAAUUUCUUGCCCCAGAAGUAUUAACAGAAACAUCCUAUACAAGGGCUGUAGACUGGUGGGGCCUUGGUGUACUUAUAUAUGAAAUGCUUGUUGGUGAGUCUCCCUUUCCUGGCGAUGAUGAAGAGGAGGUAUUUGACAGUAUUGUAAAUGAUGAAGUAAGAUAUCCAAGGUUCUUAUCUACAGAAGCCAUUUCCAUAAUGAGAAGGCUAUUGAGAAGAAAUCCUGAGCGGCGUCUUGGAGCUGGUGAGAAAGAUGCAGAAGAUGUAAAAAAGCAUCCAUUUUUCCGGCUAGUUGAUUGGAGUGCUCUGAUGGAUAAAAAAGUCAAGCCGCCUUUUGUACCUACCAUUAGAGGACGGGAAGAUGUUAGUAAUUUUGAUGAUGAAUUUACCUCAGAAGCACCUAUUCUGACUCCACCUCGAGAACCAAGGAUACUUUCAGAAGAGGAGCAAGAAAUGUUCAGAGAUUUUGACUACAUUGCUGAUUGGUGUUAAAUUCCUAGAUACUGUGAAACAAAGCAGACUGACUCACAAGAAGACCUCUUAAAAAUAGCAACCCUUCAUUUGCUCUCUGUGCCACCAAUAGCUUCUGAGUUUUUUUAAACACAUGAAGAUUUGUUUAAAUACUCUUCUAAUACCUUCUUGAAAAGUGGUUUCUCAAUGUAUUUUCAACAUAAAUCUGAGCACUGGAAACAGUUUCAUGGAGUUUAAGCUGAAUGAACAUUGGCCAUGAAAUCUAUCACAAAUGAAUACUUUUGAAUCAAAGUUAAAAAAAAAAAAACCAAAACACUCUUCUACAGUCCCUCGUUUUGCUAUAUGUCUGCUUUCAAUGAAAGGAAGAUUAUUAAUCGGUUAACUUCACUUAGCUAUAUUUUACAAAAAGAAAACAAAAGGGCUUGGGAUGCUAUAACUAUUUACACAUAAUAUGAUUCUGUUUGAACAAGGCAAAUGUUCUUAUUUUUUUAAAGAAAUUACUGUAAUGUCAAAAAAAAUUAGUAGUAGAUUAUGCACAUUUUGGGGGCCUUUUUUAAAUGAAAUGAAUUGAUGUUUUAUAAUUUUUCUAUAUUUAUUAGAAAAUUUUGAUUGCCUUAUCUUUACUAACCAUGUAACAGAGCCUUAUAGCUUUCCAACAGAGCUACUUGCCAAACAAUUUUUUGUUUAUUAAACUAUGCCGAAACUAUGCCGAGACAAACAGGAACUACUAACAUCAGCAUUUACUUAAAAUUUUAAGAGUAAGGACUUCUGAUGAACCUGAACCAAGACACUAUGUCAUGUGUAUGCAUUCCCAAAGUCUAGACAUUCAGUGUGUUCAGUUGUAUCUUCUUCCAAAAUCAGUGAACUGAUCAUUCUUUUUUGAUACUCAUUGUAUAUUUAUCAAUCUAGUUCAUCUUGUUCUUGUGUCUACUGUAGAAGGAAGCUAUAUCUUUUUUAAAACAUAGGGAUUAUCAUUGUAUACAUGCUGUGAACAUGUAUAUGUGCAAGUUGUAAUGUAUUCUAUGUUGUAGGUUUAUUAUUUAAUUUCACCACUUUAUCACUUUUGUACAGUGGCCAAGCAGACACCUCAAACUCCAGCAUAUAUGUUAAAGUGCAUUUGUACAUUUUGGGCCACUGGAUCCAGAUUUUAUAUUGGCAGUUACUAAGGGCAAAAGCAAUAUAUUGUAACAGAAUGUAUAAAUAUUUUUGAUAAAACAGUCUAUAUUUUAUAAAAAUUAUUAUAACACUAAAGCUGUACCUCAAAAGACUCAAAAAUAAUUUGAUCAAGUACUUUUUACAGAGGAUCCAUUUGUGGCUUUUUUUAAUGCUCUUAUAGGAAAGUCUUUUUGCAAACCAUGACUUUUCCACAUGCCUGGAGUUUUGUUUUUUGUUUCUUUUCUUUUUUUGGUUUUUCUCCCCCACCAGUCUAUGAUUUCAUUAUUUUUCCUUAUUUCAAUAACAACAUCUUUCAUUCUAUGUUUUGCAUGUUAGGGUAUCAUACCUCAGGAAUAGCAAGUUGUUAGCUAACCAUACACAAUUAACCAUUUAAUCAAAGUGAUAUCAUGUCAUGAAAAUUAUUCAAGUUUAAAUUCUAUAAGGAACAUGAAAGCAUAUGAAUUUAGAGUUGAGCUAAAAAUAGGUAUGUCAGCCUUGCCACAGUAUGUUGGCAUGUUCUCCUUGUACUCUGAGAAUAAUCAUAAUUAUUCAGAGAUAUUUUAUGCAUUCUUUUCAAAUUGAUUAUUAUCCAAGAUCCUCGGGGAGAAAAUCUUAAACAAUGUAUUGUUUAAAAUUAUUCUAAAACACCAGUUAACUUCAUUAGUAAAGGACAGUAGAGAAUCAUAGCGUAAUUAUAUGGCUUUAAUUUAAACAGUGUUAACAAAAUAUUAAAAAAGAACUCUAAAUACUUUUGAGGUACAGUCUGCUCACCUUUUCUGGUUCUCAAAUACGCAGAGAGAACAAUGUCUAAAAUAGACUUUUAGCUUUGAAAAUUGACAUAGCAUUUUGUAACUACACAGUGUACAGAAACUUUUUUUCUUAAAUAGAAGUCAAUCACUAAAAAAAUUAGAGGGCAGGCUAUAUUCACACAAUUAAGCUGAAGAAAGCACUAAUUUUUUUUCUGUAGUCUUAAAUAUAUAUAUAUAUAUAUUUUAGUCAGAUUAAAAAUUUUUAAACUAUAGAGUGUAAAUAUAUUUUGCUAUUACUGUAUGUGUAAGUGACUGCUAAAGCACUUUGUAAGGAAAUUAGAAUAUUUUAGAAUGGUACACUAUGCAUUCAAAUGAAAUGUGCCUUUAUGUCAUUCUAAGAAAAAAAGUGUUUUUGCAGUCAUAAAUUACCACAAAUGCACAAAUUAAAGUUUAAAUAGAUUGUAAUUUGUAACUUUGGUUUUAAGUAUUAUUUCCUUUUGGAAACCCCUUAUUGGUCAAAAUAUAAGUUGGCUUUAUUUUAAUCAAGAUCUCAAAGGCUAACUUUAGUUAGCCUUCUUGUGUGUACUUUCUGUCCUGGGGAAGGGCUUAAUCAUGAAAAUUUUGAGCAAAGUGUCUACUUCACUGGUAAUAGUGGAGAAUAUUUGCGCUCUAAUCAUAAGGUUUGUAGCAUCUUUCAUUCAGUGGGUGUUUAUGGAAUAUAAUCUGUAUGCUUGACACUAAGGAUUGAAAGGUGGGGUGUAAAAGCAUCAAAGUGUUCAUUAAUGAAGACAUUAGUGCUAAAAUUUGAGCACCAGUAUUAUAUGUACUUUUCUCUUGUUUGAGGUUCAGUUAUUUUAUUUCAGGACCUGGUAUUUCAGAAAAUAGGUAAAUGAAAACAUUACUAUCCAUUUUGUGGUCAUCUUAUUUAAAAAUGGCAAGUAAAAUAUUUUAGAAACAUAAAAUGAUUCAUGCUAUCUCCAUAUGGUAAAUUGAGGUGAUAGUGGAAAUUGCCUUUAGAUGUUGACUAGGAGAAAGCUACAUUAUAGAUCCAAGUCUAACAAAAAUUUUACAGGUGCUACUGAUCUUUGCAAAGCAAGUGAAGAUGAGUAUGAGAAAUACAAAAAGGCAAAGCCAUUCCAUGGAUCAUAAUCUUAAUUUAGAAUGCUUAUUUACUUGCUAACUGUCUUUUGAGGUCUAGUGUUCUCUGAGAUAAUUGCCUUAUAUGUACAUAGAUAUAUAAAUAUGUGUAUUUGUAAGCAUAUGUAUAUAAACUUAUAAAUAACCAUCUAAGUGUCAGAAAUCUUGCAUAAUUUCCACUUUUGUUCUAGUAAUUAGAAGCUCUAGGACUUCCAAUAACACAUGAAUUUGAGGCAUUACUAAUCUCAUUAAAGGUAAGAGUGGUCUCUAACAAUUCAUCAUCCAAGAGUUAAGAUGGGACUAUGUAGAGGUUGGAACUGGAAUCUGAGUCCACCGAGUAGACCAGAGGAGUAGAAGGUUGGAGAGGAUAAAAGAAUGGCAGGGAAAUGGUUUUGGAAAUGCACCACCAAGAUGAAGUGGGAUUGCCAAGAAUGGAUUCCUGUAUCAACACUACUAUGGAGAUAAUAAGCCUUGCAAUAGCAAUAGAAUUUAUAUUCUGUGCUAAAAUUCUCUAGUUUGCAAGUCUAGUUUGCAACUCUACCAACCAGAGAAUCAAAUAUUCUCUGAACGAAAGUUUCUCCAGGAUGAGAACAUAGAGCUCCUACAGAGUAAAACGUUAUACACUGGCAAACAUCACCCAGUUUAUGAGACAGCAAGCCCCCUUCAGUGAGAGCCAACAGAAACCGUGAAUUUAGAUAUCCUCUCCAAAAGAGAUUUCAUGUAUUAGAAUUCUCAAAUACAAAACAGAUAAUAGCUAUGUAUAAAAUGUAAAUAUAUAUCUAAU